Molecule: messenger RNA, 1760 nt
Organism: Homalodisca vitripennis (glassy-winged sharpshooter)
Lineage: Eukaryota; Metazoa; Arthropoda; Insecta; Hemiptera; Cicadellidae
Product: protein spindle-F-like
Exons: 5
Coding region: 113-907 (264 amino acids)
Source: RefSeq, a predicted model, not a curated record
UAUUAGACUAAGUGUUGUGUAUUUUGAAGAAUUUAGAUUUCUAUCUGCAGACUGUAUUAAGAAGAUAAAGUAUUCAGUAUCUGGUGGUGGAAAUUUUGAAAAAACCGAUACAAUGUCACUUAAUGCCCUCCAGGUUGCUUUGCAGACAAUGAAAGAAAGAUGUCAACUACUACAACAAAGAUUAGUAGUUGUAGAAGAUGAAAAUUUGCGACUUGGUAUUGAAAACCAAAAAGUGGGGUCACAUGAAAUUGAAGCUUUAAAUGUUUUACAGGAACAUAUUGCCAAGUUGUCAGGGCAAAUCUCUCAUUUAACUCAUCAUAUUUACAUGGUGGAAACAGAAAAUAAACAGCUGUGGACACGUCUGUCCAAACUAAUAGAAGGAAACGACUCCCUUGGCAGUCACCUGACAAAAAUAUCCAACACAUCAAACAAACAUUCUGUUGGAGAAUCGUCAAAACAAAAAGAAUCAGUUAAUACUGUCGACUCAUGUGAAAAGGAAGUCGAUAACGAUGAAAAAGAUGGAAGUUUGGAAGAAUUUUCAUUGAAGAUUAUUAGUAACAUUAUUGGAGAAAACAUUGAACUGGAGCAGCAGUGUGACCAGAUGUCGGCUUUGCAGACUGGAACGCUGAGCUUAGAGGAUUGUAACUUCACUCUGGGGACAGGCUUGACCGAGCAAGAAGAGGUAGCGCAGGAUCUGCGUAAGGUGAUGGAGAAUAUGCGGGAGCAGAAAGAACAGUUGUUGAAGCAACAGGCCAGCCUCAGAGCCACCUUAGCGACUCUCACCGCAUUGGUCAAAAAUGCUGGUUUGCCAUGCAAAAAGUGCCAGAAUAAUGAAAAAACAGAAAAUGAGACAGCAAACACAAGUCAGAACCAGGCACAAGUCUGUGAACCACCUGAAGAUAUGUGAGAUAACAGAGUUGGUGCAGGUGUGGACUUUGAGUACUUCAAUGAGGACCAUAUCUGGUCACUGUGCAGCCAGUUGUUCCACAGAUCUGCCAAGUUUGAGGACUUCCAUAGCCACAUCCUGACUCACUUUUCGGAUGAGGAUGGGGAUUUAGACUCCAUCAUCUCCAACAACUACCACGUCGUCACUACAGACAAUAAUAUUAAUGAAUUGUCACUUGUGUAUUUUUGUGUUUUUUACAACUAAAGUAGUUAGGCAGCAGAGAAUUAUUUUUAAGAGAAAAUUUCUAAUGUUCAUGUGUUAUCCGUUAAUUUAAUAUUUAGUUUAGUUAUUUCCUAUAAGUUGGUAAGACUGAAGUUUACGUAAAAUCAAAUUGUACACAGUACAUACGUAUUUAAUUGUUAAUAAAUAUGUGCUGAUGAAAAAAGUUUAUUGUGGACAAUAGCGAAUCUUAAGUAAGUUACCACUGUUCGGUUGAGAACACUGCUGCAGUACUGCUAGCGACUGCCAGAUUUCAACAAGUUAUGGAUCUUGGAAGUUUUAUAAGUUAAGUUCUUGUACAUUAUUUUGAUAUACUUGCACCAUUUUUGAACAUUAGAGGCUGAGUGUAAUAGUGAUAAACUUACCGUUAAACCAGUUUCGUGGUGCUGUAUCAUACAAGGAUCAACCAGAAAAUAAGGAUUGCCAUGUGCAUCGUGGCACUCAUAACAAUAUGUAAUUUUAUCUUUCUUGGUGGUUCUUGUAUUAGCAGUUACAUUAAUUAAUUGUUUUUAUAUGAAAAUAGUUGUUACUAUAUGUUUGCAAACAAUGUGUUAAAUUAUUGUAAAAUUGUUUAUGUCUGUUGUAAAAAAUAAUU